Molecule: messenger RNA, 2009 nt
Organism: Trichosurus vulpecula (common brushtail)
Lineage: Eukaryota; Metazoa; Chordata; Mammalia; Diprotodontia; Phalangeridae
Product: zinc finger protein 74-like
Exons: 7
Coding region: 450-869 (139 amino acids)
Biological process (GO): regulation of DNA-templated transcription
Source: RefSeq, a predicted model, not a curated record
GGCACACCGGACUGUCACACUGUCACAUGGAGAAUCGCACGGCUGGAUCACACAGGAAAUCAGGCACAGAGAUGGUCACUCACAUGGGUCCUCUAAAAGAAGGUGGAGGUAGAAGAGGCCACUCCUGAAGAGCAGAACUGCUCUUAGGAGGACACACAUCGGGGCAUUCUUUAGAAUCUUUGUGUGGAGUUGGAGAAUUCUGGAACAAUUCCUGACCGUCUUGCCCCAGGAGACAGUCCUUGGAUGAAAUCAGAGCAUCCAGUGAACAAAGACGAAGGAGUGCUUAUGGAAGAUUUGGUGAACAUGUUUGAGAAGAAAGCCAAGACAGGUUGUAGUUUUUCCAAAAGGGACUUUCAUUAAAAGAAAACAGAAGAGGAAAAAAAUUACAUUGUGCACAAAAGUAUAAAAAUGAUGAAUUUCCUGAGUGGAGUUUUCUGCUGCAGAGGAGAAUGACUGCCCCAGCUUCCCUGCCUGAGAAAUAUGACCUUCUCCCCAAACAGAGCACAGAGGCGGAGGAAAUGACCUCUGGGCUCCUGGCAUCCAGAUCCAAGGAAUCACUGACAUUCAAGGAUAUGUCUAUGAGCUUCACCCAAGAUGAAUGGGGACAUUUUGAUUCUACUCAGAAAAGUCUGUAUAGAGAUGUGAUGCUGGAUAACUACAGGAACCUGGCUUCAUUGGCAGGACAUCCAGUUUCCAAACCAGAUGUGAUUUCUCAUUUGGAGCAUGGAAAAGGCCCCUGGACCAAGAAGGAAAUUCCAAAAAGCAACCGCCUAGGUACUUCCCUGGCUAAGCACCAGUUUGUCUUACCCAGAGUUUUCUGUCUGAUGAUAUGCUGCUUCUCACGAGUUGCCAGACCUCAACUUAUUUGAAGCAUUUUGCUCAUUUCUAGUCCUGAUCUCUCUGGCUUGGAGAAUCUCCUCUAAAAGCAUCAGGACCAUACUGCUUUUGGUAACUUUUGCUGAUGCCUUUGCCUAGGUUGUUUCCAUCCCGUCAUUCAUUAUCAUCAUAUAUAAAGGAUUCAUACUAGGGUUAGGUUAUAUGGGCUCUACUUCCCUUCUCUGAACUGAUAGGGGAGCAUGGGAAAGAAGGGAGCACUUUGGUGUACACUAUAGCAAGAGUCUUCAGAUCCCAAGGCAUAUGUGAUCAACUACCACUCCACCCUUCCUGGAGCAGCCAAUAUUGGGACUUAGUACAACCUACUCUUCAUGCCUUAUCUCUGAACAAUUCUUCAUUCCACCUUCCCGUAGGCAUGUAAGCCUCUAACUUCCCUUUUGGUAUGGGGGUAAGCUCUUCUGGGUAUUUAUAAUCCAAACCCUAUUUGUUACCUAUAGCAAUACCUGAGCAGAUGUCAUUGGUAAAUAACCACUCCAACCACCCAAUAUGCUCACUCCCUAUCUCCCCUGAUCAAUUUAUGGCUGUGGCACUAGACUUCUAAUUGGUUUCCCAUCUCAAAUCUUUCCCUACUUUAAUCCAUUCUUCAGACAACCACCAAAAUGAUUUUCCUAAAGUAGAUCUGACCAUAUUCCCUGCCAAUUCAAGAAACUUCAGUGGCUCCCUGUUCAUUCUGAGAUCAAAUAUAAACUGCAAUAUUUGGCAUUUAAAGACCUCCAAAACCUGGCCCCAACCUACCUUUCUAACUUUGUUAUACAGUUCUAUUAUUCAUGCACUGUACAAUCCAAUCACAUGGGCCUUCUUGCUGUUCCUCAUCUUUAUACAAAACCAUCCAAAAUAUCCAAAUAUGAAUAGGAUAUUAAACAUCCAUUAAGCAGAACCAUGAAAAUAAAGAGGAAUGCAUUUAUAGAAGAAGCUCUCUGCUGAGUUGAAUUCAGAGACAAUUCACUUUUGCUUAUCAUUUUCCCAUUGUGUAUGAUGAUUGUCUUCAUGCAGAAAACAUGACUCCUGAAGAGCUAUUAUGUUCACUGUUAUAACCUAUUGUUUAUUGUAAUUUGUAUUUGUGUAUGUUUUAUAAUGUGUGUACAGUAGAGCAUGUAUGUAAUUUAUAAAUAAAU